This is a messenger RNA of Haemorhous mexicanus (house finch), 3106 nucleotides long. It is a transcript of the gene SH2D2A, whose product is annotated as SH2 domain containing 2A. The record is from RefSeq and is a predicted model, not a curated record. The transcript is spliced from 8 exons. Bases 576 to 2243 code for a protein of 555 amino acids. Gene Ontology annotation, cellular component: cytoplasm. Lineage: Eukaryota; Metazoa; Chordata; Aves; Passeriformes; Fringillidae.
GCAUUGGCAGCUCGGCUGCUGAUGCCCCAGAACAGCCCAGCUCUGGCACCCAGAGUCUGAGGAAGGGAAUGGUCCUGGAUUGCACCGGGCCAGGACUGAACUCUGGCUCACAGUGUGAGCCUGGGCCCACCGAGCCUGCUGUCCCCUCCCUGCUCUGCUGUCCCCUCCCUGCUCUGCUGUCCCCUCCCUGCUCUGCUGUCUCCUCUGAACUCUGCUGUCUCCUCCCUGCCCUGCUGUCCCCUCUGAGCUCUGCUGUCCUCUCUGAUUUCUGCUGUCCCCUCUGAGCUCUGCUGUCCCCUCCCUGUUUUGCUGUCCCCUCCCUGCUCUGCUGUCCCCUCUGCUGUCCCCUCUGCUGUCCCCCCUGAGCUCUGCUCUCCCUGUGCCCAGCACUGGCAGGUCCCAGGAUGCAGACAGGACAGGAGGGACAAUGACACCUUUGCAGGCUUGGACGUGCCGGUGGCCAGCUGGCCUCAAUCCUCUCCUUGCCACAGACCAGCCUGCUGUGAGGCUGCCAGUGUCACCUGGCUGUCACCGCAGGGCCACCAUGCCACCUUCCUGUGACGUUUCCCCAUCACAUGAAGGUUCUUGCAGCUUUGGUCGCUGCUUCCUGCCUGUGGCCGGCAGCAGAGGCAGAGCAGAGCAGGGCAGCGGGGCUUCCUCACUCUGCCUGUCACCCUGCCUGUCCCCUGCCCAUCCCCUGUCCGUCCCCUGCCCAUCCCCUGUCCAUCCCCUGCCUGUCCUGCCUGUCCCCUGCCUGUCCCCUGCCCAUCCCCUGCCUGUCCCCUGCCUGUCCCCUGCUCCUGCAUCACCAGCCACGGACACCAAGCAGAGGGCACUCCAUGGAUGACGACCGGCCCCUCUUCACCACCUUCAAGCCCCUCGGUGAGGACAGCACAGCCAGAGCCAAGGCAGCACCCACCAGCACCCCCAGCCAGCCCCAGGGCACCUCAGAGCAGUCACCAGGACACCACAGCAGACAUGGCAGGGUCCCUCCAGGUUUCUGGUCAGCCCCAGCAGCCCAGUCCCUGCCCGAGGGGGAGCCGUGGCCGGAGCGGGGGGCGCUGCGUGCCCGCACCAGGCUGUGGUUCGAGCAGACACAAGCGCAGAGCUUGGGGCCCGAGGGGGAGCUCCCCUCGUGGUUCCAUGGCUUCAUCAGCCGCAGGGAGGCAGAGGAGCUGCUGCAGGAUCAGCCCCUGGGCUGCUUCCUGGUCCGCUUCAGCGAGAGCACCGUGGGCUUCGUGCUGUCCUACAGGGGCAGGGAUCGCUGCCGGCACUUUGUCCUGGACCAGCUGCCGGACGGGCGCUACGUGAUCCUGGGCGAGCGCAGCGCCCACGCCGGGCUGGCGCAGCUGCUGCGGCACCACGCCACGGCCCCGGUCACGCCGUACCACGAGUUCCUCACCGUGCCCCUGCCCUGCGGACGGAAGGAUGAGCCCCGAGGGCGGCCACAGCCCCCGGCUGGCGGUGAUGCUGCACAUCCCCCAGCGAGCCAAGCAGCGGCCAAGCUCCCAGAGUACAGCCCCGUGUCCCUGGAGCCCCCCAGAGCCGAGGGCGGCUCCGCCAGGGAGGCUCCCGGUGCUCCGCCGUCGCUCCCUGCCAAGAGCAGCUCCCGGGGCGUGGCUCGGGGGCUGCACAGCCCCUCCGGCAGCGCGGCAGCCCCCGAGGUUCCCUACGCCCAGGUGCACAAAGAAUCCGCCCGGCCCGAGCCCCCCGAGGCCAAGUACCAGCAGCUCAUGUGCUUCCAUGUCUACGCUGAGCCCCGUGAAGAGAUCGACCCCGAGGCCCAGGAGCCCACCCCCGGGGCACCCAUCCCCGAGGGACCCCCCACCCCCGGGGGACCCUUCCCCGACGAGCCCAUCCCCUUCUAUGCCAUGGCCCGCGGCUGGAGCCGCCGUGCCAGCCCCGAGAACAUCUACUCCGAGGUGGCACUGGCCCGGCAGGAUGUGCCUGCCCGGCCCCCCACGGCCCCCCAAAACGCCUUCUCCACGCUGCCCCCCAAAGCCCGGCCCCACCGCCGGCUCUUCCGCAGCAUUUCCAGCCAGGACUGCAAGAGGAGGCAGCUCUCGGCGGCUCCCAGAACACACAGGGAGGACAGAGGAGCUUCCAGCACGGGCACACAGGCUGUCCUGACCCCUGAGCUGGAGCUGGAUGACCCCGUGUACAGCAGGAGCACACCCAGGGACCUGCACCCCACAGCCACAGCUGAGAACGUGUAUGAGCAGCUGCCUGGGGACUGCCCCUAAACCACCUGGACAGCACCUGGCUCCCAGGCAGGAGGAACCUCAGCCUCCACCUCACUGCAGGAAGCCCUUGGCCCUGGGAGGAGAGCUCCAAGGCUGCUGUUGGCCCCAGCUGGCAGUGCCAAUCUGCUCUUCCAGCUUCCCAACCCUGCUGGACAGCACAGGGGAGAGCCUUACCUUACCCAUGAACACAUUCCAAGAGACUUCUGUUAAUGAAAUGAGGGGAAAAGGCUGUUACAGGAAAAACAGGGAUGAGUUUGGCACAGUUGGUGCAUGCAGUUGGAUAUUAAAUUGGUCAGAAACUGGAGUGAUGCUACACUGAACCUCCCCAGCCUGCAGCCAACACUCCAAGCCCUGCCUGCUUCCUCAGCCACAAAAUCUGGGACGACACCACUGUCCCAGGGCUGUCCCGUGGGGCACAAACCCUGGCGAGCCCCAGUGGAGCUGGGCAGUGCCAGUGGUGCUCCCAGCCCAACAGGAGCAGGGAGCCAGGAUGGCCAAAGCCCUGGCUUGGAGGGAAAAGGAGGGCUGGGGGACUGCAGCUGUUUUAUCUCGGGGAAAAUUCACUUCUGACCUUUCACAAAGCUGAAUUCUGUUACUCUUAGAGGGCUGAAAGUGGAACACGAGCCCUUGGAACUUCCCUUGGUGCUAAACCCAAGCCAUUACCCCAAGGAGAAAUGGAAAGGGGAACGUGGGAGUUCCAGCCCCUCCACUGCAAAAUCCCCAGGCCAAGAGGGUACCUGGAUGAGGAUCUGAGCCCCUGGUGAUGGAAACAGGGCUGGAUUUAGAAAUAUGUUCCUUCAGCAAAUCUCUUCUGGGAGGAUUUCACUGUACAUACAAGAUAUGAAUAAAUUACUCAACAGUAA